Molecule: messenger RNA, 2262 nt
Organism: Zea mays
Lineage: Eukaryota; Viridiplantae; Streptophyta; Magnoliopsida; Poales; Poaceae
Exons: 5
Coding region: 1156-2262 (368 amino acids)
Source: RefSeq, a predicted model, not a curated record
CUAUCCUUGAACAGCACUAUGGCCCGUCUUCCUUUAUCUACAUGAACGCGGAAGAGAAAUUUGACAUUUAGAAAUGUGACAUCUGCCAUUAUGCUUAUGUACUAUUAUAUCUUGGCUUUAUUAGUACUAUCACAUAAGUGGAAGUGUUGGAAGAUAGAAAGGAGGAUAAAGAUUAAAGAACUUAGAAGACAACGUAUGUACCAUCUAAUCUGUGAGAGCGAUGUUAAGUGUAUAAAUGACCUUCGCAUGGAUAGGAGAACAUUUCAUAUAUUGUGUGAUAUGCUUAGAGAUAUUGGUGGUUUGAGGGGUACAAGAAAUACACCAUUGGGAGAGAUAGUAGCGGCAUUCUUACACACACUAGCUCAUCAUGUCAAGAAUAGAACAAUGGGGGGUUUCUUCUUAAGGAGUGGUGAGACAGUGAGCAGAAACUUCAAUGCAUGCCUCCUAGCAGUAUUGAAGCUUCACCAAUUGCUCCUUAAGAAACCAGAACCUAUACCUGAGGGCUGCAUAGACUUUAGAUGGAAGCACUUCAAGAGUUGCUUGGGUGCAUUGGAUGGCACACAUGUAAAGGUGACUGUCCCAACUAAGUUGAAGGGGAGAUAUAGGUCAAGAAAAGGAGAAAUUGUGACAAAUGUGUUGGGUGUUUGUGCACCGACAUGCAGUUUAUAUAUGUCUUACCUGGUUGGGAGGGUUCUGCACAUGACGGGCGUGUGCUUCGAGAUGCCAUCUCGAGGCCGGAUGGAUUACGUGUCCCUCAAGGCGAGUUAUGUCCCUUCAUAUUGAAAAAACAAUUAUUUAGGCAUAGUUAUUGGUGUUAAACUUAUACUUUCUUUUUUCCAUGUUAAGGUUGCUAUUAUCUUGUUGAUGCUGGUUACACAAAUGCAAAUGGUUUCUUAGCACCAUAUCGAGGACAGAGGUACCAUCUAGGAGGUUUCACUACUCAAAACCCACCACAUAGUGCUGAGGAGUACUUCAACUUGUGCCAUGCUAGAGCUAGGAAUAUUGUUGAGAGGGCAUUUGGAAGGCUCAAGGGUCGGUGGGGAAUUUUAAGGUCUCCAUCGUUUUUUCCAAUCAAGACUCAAAGUCGAAUUAUAAUGGCAUGUGCCCUCUUGCACAACUUAAUUUUGCAAAAUAUGUCUAGAGACCCAUUUGAAAAUGAUGAGGAGCCAGCUAUGGAUGCAUCAUUUGAAGUUAUGGAUGGAGAAAUCAGUGAACCAGAAUUUAUCACAGGUGUCUCAACAUCUAAUGAAUGGACUGAUUUCCGUAAUAAUCUUGCUCAGGGGAUGUAUAAUAGAUAUAGAGCUAGGUCUAAUAACUAAGGACAUGAACCAAUCAGAGAGCUCAAGUGUUGCUCGGGGAAGAGGGAAAAACAAAAGGAUCUGGACUUAUUAUGAGGAUGAGGAGUUAAUUAAAUCACUAUAUGAGAUAUCUUUAGAUCCAAAGUGGAAAAGUGAGGGAGGUUUUAAGAAUGGGUAUUGUUUUGUUCUAGAAAAUGAACUCAAAGCAAGGCUACCAGGGUGUGGUCUCAGUGCUAUUCCACACAUUGAGUCUAGAGUGAGGCAUUUUAGGACCAAGUAUGGUGCUAUUGAGGCCAUGCUUGCUAAGAGUGGUUUUAAUUGGGAUGACAACAGAAAAAUGGUGCAAUGUGAGAAACAACAAUAUGAAGCCCAUUGUAAGGAUAAUCCUGAUGCAAAGGGACUUUAUGGUAUUGCAUUUCCACAUUUUGAUACCUUGGCUGCUAUAUAUGGCAAGGACAUAGCUACUGGAGAAGGGGCCGAGGGGCUUGGGUCCAUUUUCCUUACAGCUGUAACUAACAUGGAGAAUGAAAUAGCUAUGGGAGAAGAUUGUCCAGUAGUGGAAGAGGAUAUGGUUUCUAUGGAUACACCACAACGGUCUAUGGAUAAUAGGAACUCAGAUCAUUCAACUUCAUCGAGCAGCAAAAGAAGGAAGAAACACAAAGAUAAUAUGUCAAGUGACCCAUUCUUGGAUCUAGCAAGUGGAAUUCGUGGUAAUCUUAACAAAGCAUCACAACACUUUGGAAGGAUGGCAGAAGUGAUGGAGAUGGAAGCAAAAAAGGAUCAAAUGCAAGAGUUACAAGAGAAGUCUGUUGUUGAGUUGACUAGACUUGGUUUUGGGGGUAGUGAACUGCUCAAAGCCGUUGCUGUUUUUGUGAAGGUCCCUAAUCAGACGAUGAUGCUUUUCGCGCUUCCUGAGACUCUUAGGAGAGAAUUCAUCCUGAACAUGAUUGCAGGUAAUAACUAG